AUGCAGUGCUAUACAGAGCUGUUACCCCCAAUGGGGGUUACCCAUGCCGUUGCGCUUCCUUUCUUAUCAUCCACAGCUAACAAUCUGGUUGUGGUGCGUUCAUCCUUGCUGCAAGUGUUUUCUCUGAUCAAACCAACUCCCGAGAACACCGAGACCAAUUCGACCCACUCUGGUCUAUCGGAGCCAAAAUUGAUUUUAGAGAAAGAGUACUCUCUGCCAGGCACUGUGACAGAUUUGAGUCGAGUCAAGAUCCUGAACUCCAAGAGUGGUGGCGAGGCAAUUCUGCUGGCCGUUCGAAAUGCCAAACUCAGUCUUAUCGAGUGGGAUCCCGAACGUCACAACAUCUCCACUGUCUCGAUCCAUUACUAUGAGCGAGAUGAUUUGGCCCGCAGUCCUUGGGUCCCAGACCUCGAUUCCUGUGGCAGUAUUCUCAGUGUGGACCCUAGCAGUCGAUGUGCUGUUUUCAACUUUGGAGUUCGCAAUCUCGCCAUUUUACCUUUCCAUCAAGCAGGUGAUGAUCUUGCGAUGGACGACUAUGACCCAGACCUAGAUGGUGAACGCCCUCAAGCGCAGGCACUUGAGGGACCAACUGGAGCGGAUAAGAACAAAGAUGGCUCUUCAUAUUCCACGCCGUAUUCUGCUUCUUUUGUUCUGCCAUUGACGGCCCUGGAUCCUUCGUUAUUGCACCCUGUCAGCCUGGCGUUUCUCUAUGAAUACCGAGAGCCGACAUUUGGUAUCUUGUAUUCUCAAGUUGCAACAUCUACCGCUCUCGCCCAUGAGAGAAAAGACAUUAUGUUUUACACAGUCUUCACCCUCGACAUAGAGCAGCGAGCAUCGACAACGCUUCUUUCCGUCUCUCGACUUCCCAGUGACUUGUUCAAGGUUGUGGCAUUGCCCCCUCCCGUUGGAGGUGCUCUGCUUCUUGGUUCCAAUGAGAUUGUGCAUGUUGACCAGGCCGGUAAAACAAAUGCGGUUGGUGUGAACGAAUUUUCGCGUCUUGUCUCGUCAUUCUCCAUGAGUGAUCAAUCCGACUUGGGUUUCCGCCUGGAAGGUUGUGUAGUGGAGCGACUGGGUAAAAACAGCGGCGACUUGGUUCUUGCCCUUGCUUCCGGAGAACUGGCACUCAUCAAAUUCAAAUUAGAUGGCCGAUCUGUAUCGGGCAUGUCUGUUCACUCACUACCAGCCCAGGCAGGUGGAAAUCUUCUUGGAUCAGCGGCUUCCUGCUCCACCUGCUUCAACGAUGGCAAUCUUUUCCUUGGCAGCGAAGAUGCGGACUCGUUGCUUCUGGGGUGGUCUCAUUCGGCUCCGAACAAAAAGACACGAUCAGAGCAGAAGCAGAUUACUGAUAAUCUCGGUGAUUUAUCAGAUGAGGACCAAAUGGAUGAUGAUGCCUACGAGGAUGAUCUGUACUCCUCUGUACCGGAGCGAACUCAAGUUGACGUACGCAGAGGCUCAGAGCAUUCGACGCCUGAAUAUUAUCAUUUGCAGUUGAAUGAUCGACUUCCUAGCGUUGGUCCCCUGAGAGAUGUUACUGUGGGCGACGCCAACUCAGCUUCAGACCCGGUCUCAGACGUUCAAGGUGUUUCUGGCCAGUUAGAGUUGGUCGCAUCUCAAGGCAGUGGCAAGGCCGGUGGGCUCGCUAUCAUCACCAGAGAAAUUGACCCGGUGACCGUGAAAUCCAUGAAAAUCGACGACGCUGAUGGAGUGUGGUCAGUUUCGAUGGUCACGGGCAAGAAGGGCUCUGUCAAUAAGGACGAUCAGACUGAAGAUAGUUCACGUCAAUAUGUGGUUAUCUCACGACUUGUUGAAGCUGAUAAGGAGGUUUCAGAGGUCUUGGCCGUGGAGGGGCAAGAUCUGAAGCCCGUCAAGGCCCCCGAUUUCAACCCCAAUGAUGAUGUUACGAUUGACAUUGGGCUGUUGGCAGAGGACACCCGUAUUGUCCAGGUCCUGCGAAAUGAAAUCAGAAUUUACGACAGAGACUUAGAACUCGCACAGAUCUAUCUGAUUUGGGAUGAAGAUAGCGAUGAUGAAGAGUCCCAUGCCGUGAGCGCCAGCUUUGCUGAUCCGUACCUCGCCAUUCUACGCGAUGACGCCUCUCUCCUGCUUCUUCAAAUCGAUGACAGCGGUGAUCUUGAUGAAGUACCCCUCCCAGAGGGACUUUCCACGCUGCAAUGGUGUUCCGCGUCUCUCUUCCAUGACAAACACCGCUCAUUCAGCCCCCUUUAUUCAAACUCCAAUGAGACGCAGAAACAAAAUCUCCUUUUCCUGUUGAGUCCGGAUUGCAAACUCUCAAUAUUCAGCAUUCCAGACAUGAAUCUUUUGUCAGUCAUUGACGGUGUUGACUGCCUGCAGCCUCUGUUAUCAACAGAGCCACCUCGCCGAUCAAAUUCCCGAGAGUCUAUCAAAGAGACCAUUGUGGCCAACCUUGGUGAUUCCUCAACUACUGAGCCAUACCUGAUCGUUCGCACCGGCAAUGACGAUCUGGUUGUUUACCGACCAGUCUUCAUUCAAUCAGAGGAUGGCAAUGAGCAAUCUAACCUUCGAUUUUACCGAGAGUGUCACCAUACCCUUUCCAAGAUUAAAUCUCCCUCAUCAUCUAUCCAGGACGAGACGACCUUCCAGCGUCCCAGGCCAUUGCGCGCCCUCUCAAACAUUUCAGGUCUCAGCACUGUGUUCAUGCCAGGUGACCCAGGAAGCUUCCUUGUGAGAACCUCAAAGAGCUCUCCACAUGUUGUCCGUCUACGUGGUGGAUACACUCGAUGGCUCAGUACCUUUGAUUCGCCAGCCACCAGUUGUGAGAAUGGUUUUGUCUAUGUGGACUCCGAGCACAUCAUUCGAACCUGUCGAUUGCCUCAAAACACCAAUCUCGACUAUUCUUGGAUAAUCCGAAAAGUUCAGUUGGAUGAGCAGGUCGACUUCUUAACCUAUGCUACGGCAUCCAAGACUUACGUGCUUGGUACCAGCUCCAACGAGGGCUUCAGGUUACCCGACAACGAUGAGCUCCACCCCGAAUGGCGCGGUGAAGAAAUGGAAUUUCUCCCCGAAGUACCCCAGAGUUACAUUAAGGUCGUUAGCCCAAAGACCUGGGAAGUGAUUGACAGUUACCCCCUGGAGCUCGCAGAGCAUGUGACAGCGGUCAAGAACAUCAAACUCGAGGUAUCCGAAAACACGCACGAGCGUAAAGAUCUGAUUGUCGUCGGAACAGCGACGACCAAAGGAGAGGAUAUUCCAGCUCGAGGAUGCAUCUAUGUCUUCGACGUGAUCGACGUAGUUCCCGAACCAGGAAAGCCAGAAACGGGACGGAAACUCAAGCUCAUCGGCAAGGAGGUUGUCAAAGGAGCAGUGACUGCGCUCUCUGGCAUCGGUGGACAAGGCUUUGUUCUUGUGGCUCAAGGACAGAAAUGCAUGGUUCGAGGACUGAAGGAAGAUGGGAGCCUUCUUCCUGUGGCGUUCAUGGACAUGCAGACUUAUGUCAACGUCGCGAAGGAACUGAAGGGCACAGGAAUGUGUCUCAUGGGCGAUGCAAUGAAGGGUCUUUGGUUUGCCGGAUACUCGGAGGAACCAUACAAAAUGUCACUCUUCGGCAAGGAUCCCGAGUACCUCGAGGUAGUCGCAGCAGACUUCCUUCCAGAUGGAAACAAGCUCUACAUGCUUCUCGCUGAUGGAGACUGCAAUCUCCAUGUACUGCAGUACGAUCCUGAGGAUCCCAAAUCCUCCAACGGAGACCGACUACUUAAUCGAAGCAAGUUCUACACAGGCAACUUCGCGUCAACAGUGACACUACUCCCUCGCACAGCCGUGUCAUCAGAGCAGAUGGAACCAACAGAAGAUGAUAUGGACAUUGAUCAAACAAUCGCCACACAUAAUGUCCUAAUUACUUCACAGAAUGGAUCCCUGGCACUAGUGACCACUGUUGCCGAAGAAUCCUACCGACGAUUAUCCGCUCUACAGUCCCAACUGAUCAACACGAUUGAACAUCCUGGUGGGUUAAACCCGCGUGCUUUCCGUGCAGUGGAGAGUGAUGGUGCUUCUGGUCGAGGAAUGGUUGAUGGGACGGUACUUCGACAGUGGUUAAGCCUGGGCAAGCAACGCCAGGCGGAUAUUGCGGGCCGGGUCGGGGCGACGGAGUGGGAAAUCCGAGCGGAUCUAGAAGCCAUCAGUGGAGACGGGCUGGGCUAUCUAUAG
Molecule: messenger RNA, 4185 nt
Organism: Penicillium malachiteum
Lineage: Eukaryota; Fungi; Ascomycota; Eurotiomycetes; Eurotiales; Aspergillaceae
Product: cleavage/polyadenylation factor CFT1
Exons: 6
Coding region: 1-4185 (1394 amino acids)
Cellular component (GO): nucleus; mRNA cleavage and polyadenylation specificity factor complex
Molecular function (GO): nucleic acid binding; protein binding
Source: RefSeq, a predicted model, not a curated record